This is a messenger RNA of Penicillium coprophilum, 444 nucleotides long. RefSeq lists its product as uncharacterized. The transcript has a single exon. The coding region runs from base 1 to 444 and encodes 147 amino acids. NCBI's taxonomy places the organism in Eukaryota, Fungi, Ascomycota, Eurotiomycetes, Eurotiales, Aspergillaceae. The record is from RefSeq and is a predicted model, not a curated record.
AUGACGACAAAGUUUACCACAUCUACAAAGAGCUUGGUGCUUCGGUAUUGGCCCAAAUGCAACACUCCUCCAGUUGCCGCGCGCUACCUGAACUCCCCAACCCAUCCGAUCCGGCCCAAAAUCGUCGAUCUCUGCGCACAUCGUGAGAAGAAAACGUUAUGGUGGCGAGUUUCAGUAUCACAGAUUCAACAAAGCAAGCGGGUGGUUCGCUCCUGGUGCGGGCGCAGAGUGCGAAUUGCUUUCGAGCAGGCUUUGAAGCAACAAGGAUUGGAUAAGCUGGGGAAGCCUCUCCUUUCUGAAUCUCCAUCACGAGGGAGAAAGCUGUCAGGAACUUUGGAGAUCUACGUCCAGCCACCAUGUGUGAAACAGGAUUUUGAAAGGAUCCAAAAUGAUGUCCAUCAUCUAUUAUCCUUGCUUCUGGAUCAUGAACAACCACGGAAAUGA